AUGGAUGACAGCUUCUACGACCCGCCCGCUGGCUAUGCACUCCGGAAAAACGGCACGUGCGGUGCGGAUCAGGAGACGUGUGGGAAUCCCUGGCUUGACUGGCACAACUGCUGCCCCAAGGGCACGGAGUGCAACGAGCACAACACCUGUUGUCCGGAGAAGGCAGGGUGCGAGCAGUGGCUCGUGGAAGACCCGCACUGUGCAAACAAUAAGACCUGGGACCUCUACGAGACCGAGCCCGGCGGCAAUUUCUUCUGCUGUUUGAGCACGUCGAGCGCCUACCUCGCCGGGGGCCUGGAGUCCAACGGGAGUGCUACUACAGGUAUUGCCUGUGCUGACGGGAUUCCGGACGGGGCAAAAGAUGAAGCCUUGGUUCCAGUCGCGAGAGGCACUGCGUACCAAUCAUCUACCAACAAGGGAGCCAUUGCCGGUGGUGUCGUCGGCGGGUGUGCUGGACUGGCUCUCAUCAUUGCCCUGGUUUGGUUCCUGAUGCGUCGACGGCGGCAACAGGCUCGGGCAACCGAUCCUCUCACGAGUUCUGAUCCUAGCACGCCAGCCCAGGACAAAAAAGGCGUAUAUGGGUUCGAACUUGACAAUAAUGCUGUGCGGCCAGAGCUACAGGGUAAUCCCAAUACAAUGGCUCAUGAGCUGCCUCCAGACACGGUACCCCAAGAGCUGCCUGCGAGCCCGGUUCGGUAG
This is a messenger RNA of Aspergillus puulaauensis, 699 nucleotides long. RefSeq lists its product as uncharacterized. The coding region runs from base 1 to 699 and encodes 232 amino acids. Lineage: Eukaryota; Fungi; Ascomycota; Eurotiomycetes; Eurotiales; Aspergillaceae. The transcript is spliced from 2 exons. The record is from RefSeq and is a predicted model, not a curated record.